Molecule: messenger RNA, 1116 nt
Organism: Rhodamnia argentea
Lineage: Eukaryota; Viridiplantae; Streptophyta; Magnoliopsida; Myrtales; Myrtaceae
Product: galactose mutarotase
Exons: 5
Coding region: 31-927 (298 amino acids)
Biological process (GO): glucose metabolic process; beta-D-galactose catabolic process via UDP-galactose, Leloir pathway
Molecular function (GO): carbohydrate binding; aldose 1-epimerase activity
Source: RefSeq, a predicted model, not a curated record
UCUGUAAAAUUCACAAACUAUGGAUCGACUAUGCUCUCUCUUGUCCUUCCCGAUAAGUCCGGUGAAUUAGCUGAUAUUCCUCUUGGAUAUGAUACCAUUGACAAGUACAAGAAUGAUUCUACCUAUUUCAGAGCCAUCGUCGGCCGAGUUGCAAAUAGGAUCGGUGGGGCUCAAUUCACUCUAGACGGAACUCGCUACAAGAUAGUUGCUAAUGAAGGGAACAACACACUGCAUGGUGGCCCGAUAGGAUUUAGCGACGUUAUCUGGACAAUGAAGAGUUACAGAGAAGAGAGUCAUGUAACUUUUGGUUACGAGAGCUAUGAUGGAGAACAAGGCUUCCCAGGUGAUCUUUCUGUCUCUGGGACCUACAUGAUUAUUGAAACAAACAAGCUGGGUGUGAAAACGGAAGCCAAGGCCCUAAACAAGGCCACUCCAGUGAACCUAGCCCUGCACACCUACUGGAAUCUUGGUAGCCACAGCAAUGGCGACAUCCUCUCGCAGACUAUCCAACUAUUCGCUUCCAAGAUCACUCAAGUUGAUGAACAUCUCAUACCCACCGGUGGAAUCAUAAACAUUGAAGAAUUGCCAUACGGCUUCCUCCAACCACGCCAAAUUGGAAGCAGAAUAAACGAGCUACCCCAUGGAUAUGACAUUAACUACAUCCUCGACAACACGGGACACAGACAUCUAAAGAAGGUCGCGGUUGUCGAGGACAGCAUAACAGGAAGAAAGAUGGAGCUGUGGAGUAAUCAGCCUGGAGUGCAAUUCUACACUGCUAAUUAUCUGGAGAACAAGAGAGGAAAAGGUGGGUUUGUUUAUUCCAGUCAUGCAGGUCUUUGCUUGGAGACUCAGGGAUUCCCAGACUCUGUGAAUCACCGAAAUUUCCUUCACAGAUUAUUAGUCCCGGACAGACUUAUGAACAUGUAAUGGUUUUUUGAUUCACGGCAAAGUAAAAGAUCUAGACAAGCCGAGAAGGAACAGUUACAAUACUUGAAAUCUUUAUUACAUUUUAGAUGAGUCAAAGGGAAAAGAGAAAAUUGAUUUAUCUUUCGCAUUGGAUAGGAUAUGCAGCAAAGUUUCAAAGGAGAUCAGUAAUCAAAUCUAGUUUGUUUCAAA